Musa acuminata subsp. malaccensis (wild Malaysian banana) is the source of this 736-nucleotide messenger RNA. Its product is annotated as auxin-induced protein 15A-like. The record is from RefSeq and is a predicted model, not a curated record. Gene Ontology annotation, biological process: response to auxin. NCBI's taxonomy places the organism in Eukaryota, Viridiplantae, Streptophyta, Magnoliopsida, Zingiberales, Musaceae.
GGCAAAUUCCAAGUUAGCAGUGCCAGUGAUGCUGCAACAGGUGCUGAAGAGGUGGAAGAAGCUUGCCAUUGCACCCGGAAACAGCAGCAACAAGUUUCUGCACAAGACACAUGGUGUUCCCAAGGGAUUCCUCGCCGUACGCGUCGGGGAGGAGAUGAAGAGGUUUGUGAUCCCGACGACUUACUUGCACCACCACGCCGUCCGAGUUCUCCUCGGGGAGGCGGAGGAGGAGUUCGGGUUCCGGCAGGAAGGUGCGCUGAGGAUGCCCUGCGAGGUUGCCGCGUUCGAGAGGACACUGGAGGUGGUGCAGCAGCAGAAGAAGCAACGCUUCUGCUGGGGUUCCCCCUCUGGAUGUUGACUGAGGGUGUCUCCCUCAGAAGAUGAUGUUGCAGAUGAACAUUAAUCUUCAUAAGAUAGAAUAAGACUAGCUUUGAGAUGUAGUUAAUAAUCCGGAGAGUGUCGGAGAACUUUUGACAGUUGAUUUCUAGUUAACCUUUUUUGCUUGUUGGGUGUCGCGAGAGAUCGGCAUGAUCAAGAAGAAACAUGACCAAACCACAAUACAACAUAGAAAUGUAGAAGAUCAAAUCUAUCGACAAUACUUGCACAAGCUUUAUGAUGGAUGAUAAUUCCCACCAUAAACUCUUCAUACAAUGUAGACAUUGCAUAAACAUUUCAUGGAUCCUACCAUCCAUUAAGUCUGUCUAUAUGAUUGCCUUACGAUUAGUCUAUGCGCGCA